Coccidioides posadasii C735 delta SOWgp is the source of this 1244-nucleotide messenger RNA. RefSeq lists its product as uncharacterized. The record is from RefSeq and is a predicted model, not a curated record. NCBI's taxonomy places the organism in Eukaryota, Fungi, Ascomycota, Eurotiomycetes, Onygenales, Onygenaceae. Gene Ontology annotation, molecular function: nitronate monooxygenase activity.
UCGUUAUAUCGCUGCGAUCUGUAAUAUUCACACUCCCUCCGAGAAGUACAAAGCACACGUCCAAAUAAAAUGGCCUCUCCUCAGCAACUUCGCACUCCUCUCACCGAUCUACUUAAGAUCAACCACCCAGUCCUUUUGGCUGGUAUGAACGUUGCUGCCGGCCCUAAGCUUGCCGCAGCCGUCACCAAUGCAGGUGGCAUGGGUGUCAUCGGCGGUGUUGGUUAUACUCCAGAGAUGCUCAAGGACCAAAUACAAGAGCUGAAGAGCUUUCUGAAUGAUAAGAAUGCGCCUUUCGGUGUCGAUCUCCUGCUCCCCCAGGUUGGAGGCAACGCUCGUAAGACCAACUACGAUUAUACUAAGGGAAAACUCGACGAGCUCGUCUCUAUCAUCAUCGACAGCGGUGCUAAGCUUUUCGUUUCCGCUGUUGGAGUUCCUCCAAAGCACGUUGUCGAGCGCCUCCACAAGGCUGGAAUCCUCUACAUGAACAUGAUCGGUCACCCAAAGCAUGUGCAGAAGUGCUUGGAUGUUGGUGUUGAUAUUAUUUGCGCCCAAGGUGGUGAGGGUGGUGGCCACACUGGAGAUACUCCCACCUCCAUUCUCAUUCCAACUGUUGCCCAGCUCGUCAAGGGCCACAAGAGUCCAUUGACCGGUCAGCCAGUCCAGGUAGUUGCUGCCGGUGGUAUCUUCAGCGGCCAGUCCGUUGCGUCCGCUUUGAUGCUUGGUGCUUCCGGUGUCUGGGUUGGUACCCGAUUCGUCCUCUCCGACGAAGCCGGUGCUCCUAAAGCACACCAAGAAGCCGUUAGAACCGCUGGCUUUGAUGACAAUGUCCGAACUAUUAUCUUCACUGGACGACCUAUGCGUGUGCGCAUGAACCCAUACAUCCAGAACUGGGAGGAGAACCGCGCCCAGGAGAUCAAGGAGCUCACAAGCAAGGGUGUUAUCCCUGUUGAGCAUGAUUUCGAGAACCUCGGCGAUGAUGUCGAUGAUGAUACCCUUGAUAAUGCCCGCCCACACCUGAUGGGUAAGGCUGCUGCCGUUGUCAACGAGAAGAAGCCUGCUAAAGCUAUUGUUGAUGAGCUCGUUAGUGAUGCCGUUGCCUGGCUUAAGAAGGGCAACGGCAUGAUAUCCAAGCUGUAAAUGCAUAUUAAAUUUUGUUGACUUUGCAUAUUUCUUUUGACUCCUCAUCAAGGCAAUUAAGAGAUGUCUAUUUGGAGUACUGGGAACGGAUUUGUAUAUAUCAUGAC